UCGUUAAAUUUAAGAAAUACUAAAAUCCCCGAGGGUAUUUCAUCACACUUUCGAUCUGUAAAACCCUAAACGAUUACUAAAACCUCAGUCAAGCAAGCCCCCAAAUAAAAAAACCUAAUAAAAAUGUCUUCCAUUAUUCUUCGAUCUCGAAUAAUUUCAAGUAAUUGUAGUUCAAAGAUCAUUAAUGGAAGGGUUUUAAGUUUAAGAGUGGUUUCUUCUUCUUCUUCUUCUUCUUCAAAUCCUCCUAAAGAAACGAUCAUUCCUUCACAAUCUAUUCUCUCUGAUCAAUCUUCGCCGCCUCCUCCUCCGCCUGCGCCAGAAGCUGUCCCACAGGCUUCGGGAAGGAAAGCUUGGAGCUUUCUCAAGUACGGACUCAUCGCAUCUGUUACUGGAACUGUUGGCUAUGCUGGUUAUCUCUCUUAUAAGUGUUCAUAUGAGGAGGUAGAUGAGAAGGCAAAGGCAUUGCGGGCUGCUGCGGCUAAUUAUACUCGUAGUGAAGAUGCAUCUGCCAUUGAUAAAUAUCAAGGCUUGCUUUACUCUGCUGCAAUGACGGUUCCAGCUAAAGCACUUGAAUCGUAUCUGAAUCUCAGGAGGUUUGUGGAAGAACAUGUGCUGGAAUUUACGGAACCAACCUCAGAUAAGCUUCUUCCUGAUUUGCAUCCUCAAGAGCAGCAUGUUUUCACACUUGUCCUAGAUCUGAAUGAGACAUUACUUUAUACAGAUUGGAAGCGAGAGAGAGGCUGGCGUACCUUCAAAAGACCUGGAGUAGAUGCCUUUUUGGAACAUCUGGCAAAGUUUUAUGAAAUUAUUGUGUAUUCUGACCAGAUGAAUAUGUAUGUUGACCCUGUUUGCGAAAGGUUGGAUCCUAACCAUUAUGUACGAUUCAGGCUAUCAAGGGGUGCUACUAAAUAUCAGAAUGGCAAGCAUUAUAGAGAUCUUUCAAAGCUUAACCGGGAUCCAGCCAAGAUUUUGUAUGUGAGUGCUCAUGCAUUUGAAUCUAGCCUUCAACCAGAAAAUUGUGUCCCUAUUAAGCCGUAUAAGCUUGAGACAGAUGAUACAGCCCUUUUGGAUCUUAUUCCAUUUCUUGAAUAUGUUGCCCGCAAUAGUCCAGCUGAUAUCAGACAGGUAUUACAAUCUUAUGAAAGAAAGGAUAUUGCGAAAGAGUUUCUCGAGCGUUCCAAAGAGUAUCAGAGGCGAAUGCAAGAACAGAGGCAGCAAGGUCGAUUCUGGCGGCGCUGAGUACAGAGUUAUGUAUAGUUGAUGGAAUCAGAAGAAUGUGAAAGACAGUAUUGUUGAAGUUUGCAGUCUCCAUUUUUCCCAGUAGGAAAGCCAUUUUCUGAUAAUUUAAAUGUCUGACAAAUAAACUUAUAGUUCUUUCCUUUUGCUGAGAUGUAGGCAAGCUUCCAAUAUCUUAGAUGGUUGAUGAAAUCAAAAUUUUGACUACAGCUGAUGUUAAGGUUAUUCAUUCUUGCAAUAUUCAGUCAUUUUUCCACAACAAUAGUCUUAGUCUACCUUGAACCUGAAGUGAUUGACAUGUUUAGCUCGAUGUAAUCCAUGUCUCAUGGUUUGGUCGGUCAACACGUCUUUGUCCUAACCAACGACUUUGACGUGUGAACUUCAGAGUUCACAACUUGGGUGUGAAUCGUGGAAGUGGCUUUGCCGUCAAGACCCAACGUGACGGCAAAGCCAAUCCGAAAGUGGAUCCCACUUGGGGUUUUUUUUUUCCAAUAAUUCCUAAAUAAAGAUUCCAUUGCUAAGGCUUCCAUUUCAGAUAUCUACUUUUCCAUAACAUUAAUAAAUUUUAAUGAGCAUUGUUUUAUUUACUUGGCAUUAUUCAUUUUUUGUGGUAGAUAUGGUUAUUAAUUUUUAACUCCUUACAUCAUAUAUUGUCUAUGUUUUGUUGGUGUUAUUCAAAUAUAUUAACA
Molecule: messenger RNA, 1925 nt
Organism: Durio zibethinus
Lineage: Eukaryota; Viridiplantae; Streptophyta; Magnoliopsida; Malvales; Malvaceae
Gene: TIM50
Product: Haloacid dehalogenase-like hydrolase (HAD) superfamily protein
Source: RefSeq, a predicted model, not a curated record